CCCCCCGAGCAGAACUCCUCCCCUGCUUGUCUUUAUAAAAUCCUGUUUCUUAUUUGCACGUUGUUCUGUUUUCUUGAAAUUUAAGAAAUUAAGCUGAAGAUGUCAAAUUCAAAGGAUACACCACCGAAGAAGGACGUAGAAUCGCCGGCGACUGAAAAUAAAACACCUGCGGCGGAGACAGGAACUGGGUUUGGUGUUGCGCCGAUUACAAGGAGAUGGAGAAGAGAGGACAUGUUAAAGAGAGGGUCAUUAGCAUUGAGAGGAUUGGCUUUCUUAUUUUCUUUGCUUGCUUUUAUCAUCAUGGCCAGUAACAAACAUGGAGAUUGGAAAGAUUUUGAUAAAUAUGAAGAGUACAGGUAUUUGUUGGCAAUAGCAAUACUUUCGACUUUUUAUACGGCCGGGCAAGUGUUAAGACAUGUUCAAGAGCUUUCGACUGGGAAACAAAUGUUAGAAAAGAGGACUUCUGCCAUGGUUGAUUUCUUUGGGGAUCAGAUUGUGGCCUACCUGUUGGUAUCUUCAGCUUCUUCAGCAGUUCCCUUGACAAACAGAAUGAGAGAAGGAGCAGAUAACAUAUUUACUGAUUCCUCAGCAGCAGCCAUUAGUAUGGGGUUCUUCGCGUUCAUAUCAUUGGCAUUAUCAGCUCUUAUUUCAGGAUAUAAACUAUCAACUCAAUCUUACAUUUAAAUUUCUGUCUUUCGGUGAGUCUAAUUAGUUGCUGUCUUGUAACCAACCGGGACAUUAAAAUGGUUGGUUAGGAUAUGGACCUACACGACAAUUGGG
Molecule: messenger RNA, 780 nt
Organism: Populus euphratica (Euphrates poplar)
Lineage: Eukaryota; Viridiplantae; Streptophyta; Magnoliopsida; Malpighiales; Salicaceae
Product: CASP-like protein 4B1
Exons: 3
Coding region: 100-684 (194 amino acids)
Source: RefSeq, a predicted model, not a curated record